GCCAGAGUGACUAUUGUUUUCCGCCAUUCCCGGAGCAGGAGGUCUGUGUGUGCUCUACGUCGGCUGUCUCCGGCUGCUAACUACUUGGGCUCAAAGUCAAACCCAGCUUUGACCGCUGGAAGCUGUGUGGUACAAACGGGGCAGGGGGGCCGCUCAUGUGAAGAUCUUGUGGACCAGAUGACCAUUCCCGGACUUCACCGGUCUAAAUUAUCAAAUAUGAGGAUACGCACGGGACGAGCAGCCCUACUUGACACGGACACAACAGAUUGGCGACGGCCAACCAAGGCUGCAGCCGAGCCAAGUGCUACACAGUACAUAUACGCAUUCGCAGAGAAGUGUUGAAACGUACAAGAAUCGUAUAGGCGCGCACCCUUGGCUUCGCCUGGGCGCUCCGGAGGCUAGCAC
Mycena citricolor is the source of this 405-nucleotide messenger RNA. NCBI's taxonomy places the organism in Eukaryota, Fungi, Basidiomycota, Agaricomycetes, Agaricales, Mycenaceae. The record is from the annotation of a GenBank genome assembly.